Molecule: messenger RNA, 2665 nt
Organism: Rana temporaria (common frog)
Lineage: Eukaryota; Metazoa; Chordata; Amphibia; Anura; Ranidae
Gene: TMBIM6
Product: transmembrane BAX inhibitor motif containing 6
Exons: 10
Coding region: 155-868 (237 amino acids)
Biological process (GO): negative regulation of endoribonuclease activity; cellular response to unfolded protein; negative regulation of RNA splicing
Cellular component (GO): mitochondrial membrane
Molecular function (GO): enzyme binding
Source: RefSeq, a predicted model, not a curated record
GAAGGCUAAGGGGCGGGGCUCGGACUGCUGCUAACUGGUGGUGUGACACGUACGGCGGAGGCGGAGGGACAAACGGACGGAGAGAAACAGAACGAGGGUUGCGUUAAGAGAGACGCAGGUGUUCUUGUAGAAAGCUCAUACACACAGCUCCACCAUGGAUUUUCUUGACCGAAAUAUUGACUUCAAGGCUCUUCUCAAGUUCUCAAAUAUUUCUCCCAGCACACGUCAGCACUUAAAACAGGUGUAUGCAAGCUUUGCUCUUUCUUUGCUGGUUGCGGCUGCUGGCGCUUAUGUCAACGUGGUCUUCAGGUUUCUCCAGGGCAGUUUCAUGUCCUUUGCAGGCUCAUUGGGCAUGAUGCUAUGGCUGAUGAUGACCCCUCACAGUAGAGAGACUGAGAAGAAACGUCUAGGAAUCUUGGCUGGAUUCGCCUUUUUCUCUGGCAUUGGUUUGGGCCCUGCUUUGAAUCUUUGCUUGGCUGUUGAUCCCAGCAUCAUUCCAACUGCUUUCCUGGCCACUGCAGUGAUUUUCACCUGCUUCUCUCUCAGUGCUCUGUAUGCACAAAGACGCACUUAUCUGUACUUGGGAGGUGUGCUGAUGUCUGUUAUGAGCCUCCUUUUACUCUCUGGAUUGGUCAAUAUUUUCAUUGGAUCAACUAUACUUUUAAAAUUUCACCUGUACGUUGGUCUUCUGGUCAUGUGCGGUUUUGUCCUAUUUGACACUCAGCUUAUCAUUGAAAAAGUUGAGCAUGGAGACAAGGACUAUGUCUGGCACUGUGUAGAUCUGUUUCUUGAUUUCAUUGCCAUCUUCAGGAAAAUCAUGGUUAUCCUGGCCAUGAACGAAAAGGAGAAGAAGAAAGAGAGAAAAUGAAGACAAGCCAUGCUCCAAAACAACUUUUCCAUAUUCUGGUUUUUCAUACCUUCUCUGGCUUUUUUCCUAAGGCAUAAUUAAAUGUUUGGGAAGCACUUCAGUUUUCUUUAAUUUUUUUCUGUCUUUUUGUUGUGUGCUUUUUUUUUUUUUCUCCCCCCUCCCCGCCCCUACAGUUUUUUUUUUUUAGUUUUUGUUAGGUUUUGGAAAUCGGCAAAAAACAAAUCUUAUUUUUCAUCAUUAUGCACACAUUUUAAACAUUAGAAUGGGCAGCAAGAUAUACCACAUGCUCCUGUACAUGGCAUAAGCUGCAUAGCCAUGCACACUGCUGUAUUGGGCAGUUACCUUAAUAUCCCAGUGUGCCUGAAAAAUGUCUGAUGCAGAUUUUGUACAAGUCCAUCUGUAAUAAGGAACUGCAAAAUGCAGUAACCCAUAGCAACUGGGUUUCAAUGUUCUGUAUUUUUAUGAAUGAAAAAUGAAGCUGGAUUGGUCCCUGGGGUUAUCCAUACUCGCUGCUCAUCCUAUUUCUUGUUAGAUUAUUGGGCAAGUUUAAAAAUCUAGCAGGGAGACGACCACUUUUGGCAUUUGCACUGUGUCUUGAACACAAACCCAUUGAGUGUGUGCAUCAGCUAUAUGAUGCUUAUGAGAGCAUUUCUUGAAUCGCUUGCUCUAAAGUGUGACAUACAAAAUUACAAUUAAGGGGAGGAGUUUAAGCUUUCCAUUGCUGAAUUUUCAUCCAAACAGACCAGCUUAAACUAUUUUAUCUUGCCAUGUAAAGGAAACUAUGAGACCCUUCUGAAUUUAAGUAUAUUGCUGUAACCUGCUAACAUAGUCAAUGGGAAACAAUCUGUACACAUCCACUUUAUAGAAAGACUUCAGAGAACUUGGUGCUCCCUCUACUGUGAAUGGACUGAUAUAGGCCCAAACGCCUGGCGGUGUGCAGGGCGACUGGCUUGUAGGAUUUUCAUGUCUCUCCUGUUUUCUGCCAAGUCUUGUGUUUGCUCAAUGAUUGAGUUGCCAUCCUAAGAAGGAACUAAGAGUCGUUAAGUGCUGGAUUAAUGUUGGUACAGCCCAUUCCCUGGCAUCGUUAAUAUCCUGGCAUUAUUCAUUGCCCAAGAUUAUAUGUUUAACACUGAAGAUCUGAAGACACAAGCUCUGCUUUGUGUCCUCGCUUCUUAUGUGAGAAAUCCAAUCCUUUUUAACCCCUUGCACAAAAAGUAUUGAAAGCUGUAAUUACAUGUAAAUUGCAUUUGAGUAGAUAAAAGUAUGUUUUUGCUUUAUGGGAGUGAAAGUAUAUUGUAGUAAUGUCUGCAGCUAUAAACCCUGUCCCCUUGUAUCUAAAACCCCUUAUUAGGAUAAAAAAAAAAACAACCUCCUUCAUUUACAUGAAUUUGACUUCUACUGCCUGGAUUUCAGCAACCAGUUCACGCACUAUGCAUCUCCUCUUCCAAUGUAGAAGAUGAGCAGUAGGAGGUCUCAGAAUUUGUGCAAGAAGUUGGAAUAAAGUGUUACUCUUUCCUUAUUGCCCCACACCCAGUCUCUCUCCUUGCCCCUGCAUGCUUUUAGGGAUAUGGCAAGUUGCUUUAGAAACAGUGCCAAGAAUUACCUUGAGGAUAAAAAGAAAAUUCUAUGUGAAAAUGUAUAACGUUUUCAUAAUAACUUUAUUUUAUAGUGCAGUGAUUUUCUGAUUGCUGAUAUAACUGCGACAGUGAGCACAGUGACUUUUUGAUUGAAAUAUGAAAAAAAUUGAUUUAAUUUGUACAAGUUCUUAAAGUACUAAAAUAAAAACUACGGAUAACA